AAACCCCUUCAGCAUCUCUAAUCUCUAUCCUGCCACUUUCCGAAAGUCCAACCCCUUCCGGGAUAACAAUCUGCCCAACAUGCGUUUCGACAUCGCGACCGUCCUGGUGUUUGCGGCCAUGGCUACUGCUAGCGCUAUCCCGCACGACCAUGGCGAGGAUUUGAGCUCCCCCGCCCCGAGGAGGCCUCUAGACAAGCGGGACAGCUACGACUGCAAAGGCAGCAGCAUGUGCUCCUCCAUGCAGGUCAAGUACUGUGACGAUGCGGUCAACAGCAAACUCAUUAGAAAUAAUGAUGUCAACUACGGUGCACCCGGGAGUGGCCGGCCCCAGACCGGAGCCUGCUCGAACAUUUUUGCCGGGUAUGGUUGCGGCGUCUUCAUUCAGGGCAAGUCUCAUUGUGCGCGGACGGGCAACGAGAUGUGGCAGGAUUAUCAGGAUAUUCGCAGCAAUGACUGCAAAAAAUGCGGUACCAAGCAUUGGGGUGAUGGUUGCAUGACCACCAUCAACUACGUGUCUGGCUGCUAA
Molecule: messenger RNA, 526 nt
Organism: Chaetomium fimeti
Lineage: Eukaryota; Fungi; Ascomycota; Sordariomycetes; Sordariales; Chaetomiaceae
Exons: 2
Coding region: 80-526 (148 amino acids)
Source: RefSeq, a predicted model, not a curated record